CUACUUUCGGUCACUUGCCUUGUAUAGUGGUGGACUCGCUUUCUCUCUCUAAAAAUCAAGAGAGAGAAAAAGGGCACAAGGAUAUAGAGGAGUCCAUUAGUCUACACUUUUUCUCACCUUUGAAUUCUUCUUUGUUUGCUUGCUAAGCAAAAUCAUAGAAGACCCACAAAACCAGAUCGGCGAUCCACCGGAAAAGCAAGAAAUCGGUUGUAAAUGGGUCAACAGAAGGCUUUGAUCUAUGCGUUUGUCGGUCGUGGGAAUGUUAUAUUGGCUGAAUACACAGAUUUCAGUGGUAACUUCAACUCCAUAGCUUAUCAGUGUCUUCAGAAGCUGCCUGCUUCCAAUAACAAGUUCACUUAUAACUGUGAUGGUCAUACCUUCAACUACCUUGUUGAUAAUGGAUUCACAUACUGUGUGGUUGCUGAGGAGUCUGUUGGAAGACAAAUUCCAAUAGCGUUUUUGGAGCGCAUUAAGGAUGAUUUCAUGUCAAAAUAUGGGAGUGGGAAGGCUGCAACAGCUCCUCCUAAUAGCCUGAACAAGGAAUUUGGCCCUAAGUUGAAGGAGCAUAUGCAGUAUUGUGCUGAACAUCCUGAGGAAAUUAGCAAACUUGCCAAGGUGAAAGCACAGGUUUCAGAAGUUAAGGGUGUUAUGAUGGAAAACAUUGAGAAGGUUCUUGAUCGUGGAGAGAAGAUAGAGCUUCUUGUUGAUAAGACAGAGAACCUUCAUCACCAGGCACAGGACUUCAGGAACACGGGAACCCAAAUACGGAGGAAGAUGUGGCUGCAAAACAUGAAAAUCAAGCUGAUAGUGUUAGGUAUCCUGAUAGCUUUGAUCCUCAUCAUUGUUCUCUCAGUUUGCAAGGGAUUCAAUUGUGGAAAGUGAGGAUGUUUCUAUUGUGAUGCUAUAGUUGUAUGAAAAGCUUUUGUCUUAUAUCAGCAUUUACAGUUCUGUGAGAAUAGAGACGGUGUAUGUUCUGUAUGUAUUAGCCUACUCACUUUUUUUCUGUUUGUUGGAGCAGAAAGGAUCAGAGUUUUCUCUUCUUUAUAUUCUGGUCUAAAUGUCGUAGUAUAUGAUGCCGCCAUUGAGAGGUCAUUUUGUGCUGUUAAUGAUAUGUUCCUUUUUAUAAGAAAAAGACCUGCAAUGCUAGAAACUCUUGUCAAUGAUAUUCAAUUUUUCAUCCA
Molecule: messenger RNA, 1181 nt
Organism: Solanum tuberosum (potato)
Lineage: Eukaryota; Viridiplantae; Streptophyta; Magnoliopsida; Solanales; Solanaceae
Product: vesicle-associated membrane protein 722-like
Exons: 5
Coding region: 214-882 (222 amino acids)
Biological process (GO): vesicle-mediated transport
Cellular component (GO): membrane
Source: RefSeq, a predicted model, not a curated record